Molecule: messenger RNA, 2287 nt
Organism: Gossypium arboreum
Lineage: Eukaryota; Viridiplantae; Streptophyta; Magnoliopsida; Malvales; Malvaceae
Product: serine/threonine-protein kinase PCRK1-like
Exons: 5
Coding region: 573-1832 (419 amino acids)
Biological process (GO): protein phosphorylation
Molecular function (GO): protein kinase activity; ATP binding
Source: RefSeq, a predicted model, not a curated record
AGUUAAUGAUUCUAAAGAUUCAUGACUUUAAUGGAAGACUCUUCCCAUCGUAAGCCCCACGAAACGGAGACUUUUCUCCCUUCUCACUUUCCUUGUCUAACACUUAAUCAACUCUCUUUUCUUUCUUUUUUUAAUUUUUUGCCUCUCAUUUUCAAAGUACCUUUUCACAUUUGAGUAGUUUUCCGUUAAUAAUUGAAUUUUGAAGAAGUUUAUUAGGUUUAGUUAAAUAUUGUUCAAAAUUUUCUCCCUUUUUUUUUUUUUUUUUGUACUUUUGGUUGGCCUGGUGACUUGUUGGUUGUUGCCCCUGCUGCUGAGCUGCCGUGUACAGACUUCUUUUAUACAAUUGAACACUGUUCUUCCAAAAUUCCAAGCUUUUUUUGAGUUCUCUUGGGGGCAUUAGACUAAUGGGUUUCUCUUAAAAUCCUUAAAUUUGGGAGUCUUUUUCAAGUUUUGUACCUAAAUUCUUGCCAACCAAGAAAACUGAAGCUCUUGGCUUUGCAGUUACUUCGAUCUCUUUCUGGCAUCUGGAUCUGCACUGUGGAAUUUAUUGUGUUUUUAGUUCUUUGAGGGCUAUGAAGUGUUUUAUAUUCCUCAGCUGGAGAAGAAAAGAUGAACCAAAGACCCCCACACCAAUUUCAACUCGAUCUAAGAAUUCUACGUUCACUGAUCGUGAAAUAGGGCGGUCUGGGUCUGAAUUAAACUCUCAGAAUGUCUCAGCCACUAGCAGUGAGUCCAUUAGGAGGUCCUCUUUUCCUAGCUUGUCUCAAAGACCUAGUAACCUAAAGGUGUUCACAGUUUCUGAGCUUAGAUCUGCCACCAAGAAUUUUAGCCGCUCUGCCAUGCUUGGAGAGGGUGGAUUUGGUUGUGUUUACAAGGGGUUUAUCAGGAGUCCCGAUGAUUCAUCACAAAAGAUUGAAGUAGCAGUGAAACAGCUCGGUAAACGGGGGUUGCAGGGGCACAAGGAGUGGGUGACAGAAGUAAAUCUGCUUGGCGUUGUUGAGCAUCCGAAUCUGGUAAAGCUAGUGGGAUACUGUGCUGAAGAUGAUGAAAGAGGAAUCCAAAGGCUUUUGAUAUACGAGUAUAUGCCCAAUAGCAGUGUGGAAUACCUUUUAUCUGAACGGUCAGAGACAACACUUUCCUGGGCAAUGAGAUUGAAAAUAGCUCAAGAUGCUGCUCGUGGGCUAGCUUACCUGCACGAAGGAAUGGAUUUCCAGAUCAUCUUCAGGGAUUUCAAGUCUUCUAAUAUCCUUCUGGAUGACCAAUGGAGGGCAAAGCUAUCAGACUUUGGGUUAGCCAGGUUGGGCCCUUCGGAAGGAUUAACUCAUGUAUCAACAGCGGUUGUUGGAACAAUGGGAUAUGCAGCUCCUGAAUACAUACAGACAGGACGUCUCACAUCCAAGAUUGAUGUGUGGAGCUAUGGGGUCUUCCUGUAUGAACUCAUUACUGGCAGACUCCCUUUAGACAAAAACCGCCCCAAGUGUGAGCAAAAGCUCUUGGAAUGGGUGAAGCCAUACCUAUCAAAAGCAAAGAAAUUCGAGCUGAUAGUGGACCCUAGACUGAAACGGCAAUACCAACUCAAAUCUGCCCAAAAGCUUGCAGUUGUGGCCAACCGAUGUGUAGUCAGAAACCCAAAGUCACGCCCUAAGAUGAGUGAGGUGCUAGAAAUGGUGAAUCAGAUUGUGGAGGCAUCAACAGGAGCUGGAAAUCCCGAACCGCCAUUGAAGACCAAGCCAUUUGUUGAUACCUCUAGGGGAACUGAAAGAAAACAUAAUAGAAGGAUUAUAGAUUCCAGAAGUAGUGACAAGUUUGUACAUCAUGUUAACAGCAGGUAACUUCAAGAUUUUAAACACGUUCAACUGCAGCCAUUUCAUUAGGUCAACUUGGAACAGAACUGGAUGCUGCAUCAAAGGGUUUUAGCAUGAAGGUGACUGAGCAAUGCGAUCAUAUUGUUGUGAAAUUCUGUUGUUAAUACGUACAAAGCUGUUUCUGGGAAAAAUAGAUGUGAAAAAACUCUCAGAUACUGCAACUUCUUGUGGGAACCAUUAAACAUUCUUAUUUUGAUAUAGGAGGCUGUAGUUCUUUUUUGAUACUUAGAGAAGUGCUUUCUUUUAGAGUUUAGACUUAAGCAAUAGGCUUUUCUUUUUUUGGAUUAUCGGUGUCUAUCCCAACAAAGUCAUCUAGCUAUAGGUAGUUUUGAUAAUCUGUGUAUUUGUAUUUGUAUUGUAUUUUGUUUUUGUUUUUGUUUUUGUUUUUUUAAUUUAUCAAUGUAAAUAUAAAUAUAGUAAAA